AUGUCACACGAUUCCGACUUGAAAGACAGUGAAACGAUGUCAACAACCAAUGAUAAUACUGCUGAGCGGUGUGAUACUCAACGACAACAACAACAGCAGCAGCAGCCACUCGUCACAUCCACAAUAACGCAGUUCACUUCGGCAUGUCUUCGAAAUCAGUUACCUGCUACGACCGGUCAGGUUCAGCUGGGAUAUGGCAGCGGAGAGACCGUGGCGGCAAAUGUAGCAGCGCAUAAUGUGGUUCAUACGCAGCAUGGUAGUGGUGGUGGUGGUGGUGCUGUUGCUGCUGCUGCAUCACAGCAGAGUGUGGUUGGUGCUCUUGGCCAUUCUAGAGUGCAGCAGCAGCAACAGCCAGCCGUCAUUUCGUUGCCAGCAGAACGUGUAAUACGUGAAUAUUCUGGACAACAACUUGCAGCGGGAGCAGCAGCAGCAGCAGCAACAGGCAUUCAGCAGCAACAGCAGCAGCAGCAGCCGACCGUGAUUGCAUUACCAGCAGAACGUGUGAUACGUGAAUACGCCGAGCAACAGCAGCAGCAGCAGCAGCAGCAUGGAGCAGCAGGAGGAGUAGUAUUGGGUGUACAUCAACCACAUCCGGCCAUUAUCUCACUGCCAGCACAGCGUGUUAUACGUGAUUGUGCCGAGCAUCAGCAGCGCAUCAUUCAAACUUCUGCUGCUGCCACUCCCGCUGCCUUUAUCAAUGGUGCAAACAUUGAGACAACACGUCGUUAUUUGGUGCCAUCUGGAAGCAGCAUUAUCGGUGAUACAAGAACAGGAACUGUACGUGGCUCUGUUCGAGUAAACGCUGCUUGCACAUCGAUGUCGCCAUUGGUAACAGUAACCUCACAAAAUGGUGGAUUAACUAUUGCAAAGGAUUUGGUCCGUGGUUCCAGAUCACUGGAACGUGUUCACAAUGGUGGAGGUGAAACGAAACAAGUGCUUGUGCAGCUACCGUCUGUCAGUAGUAUUGCUGCUACCUCAUCGGUUGCACCAGUAAGUGUCAUGCCUGCUGCCACCUAUGUCUCUUUAGCAGCCGAGCAACAGGAGGAAGAUCUCACGCGUUCUGCUUCACGUAUACGUCCCGCGAUUCUGCGUAAAAGUCGGGAAACAGGCCCAACAAUUUAUCGUCCAAUCAGUGCAGAAGGCCUACAACAGUCAUCGGUUUCGAAUCGUGACCCGCUGGUUCCCCCCUUAACUGCUUUCAGAGAUGAUCUGUUGUGCCUGAAGCGUGCAAAUAUUGGCGAUGGUCGCAUGCAGCAGGGUAGUGCAGCGCAGCUGCCACCAAAUGCUCGAGCAGUUGGAGUUGUACAAACGAACUCACCAGCUGUCUUGCUUGGAUACAACUCGACCACGAACUGCCAGGAGCAGCAUAAAUAUACGGUAUGUUCUCGUAUUUGUUCGGGUAUUGUACAUAUAUCUGUCAAUGACAAUAUAGCAGCAAAAAAGAUGCCCAUAAGACGAUUGGCUCGAUGCCAUCCAGACAGUGGUACAGUGGGAGCACUGCUUGCGCAACAGCAACAUGCGAUGGCUCUUGGCAAGCAGCCCAGUGCUGCCAUUUCAGUUGAUACGUUGACACGAAAAGUGAGGAGAGUGCCGAAUAUUCUUGCAUCAAGAAGCCGAUGCGUAGCAACUGCACCAGUUGCUCCUGCUGCCGCUGCUGCAGCUGCUUUUGUUUUUUCGAAUUCGCCAAAUUUGCCAAGCCAAAGCCGUGUCAGUGAACAACCACAGUCCCUGCUCUCCGUGCAUACGACAGGUAUCGCUGGCGAAUUGCCGCCCCAAGCUCGAUUCGCCCACACUCACACGGAAACUGCCGCCCGAAUUCAGAAAGGUAACAGUUCUUCGGAAUGCGUCCGAAACCAGAAAGGCGACAUGCACCAGGCAGAAUGCGCUGCUCGAAUUCGAGGCGCUGAUGGUCGAGCGGAAUGCAUUCGAAUGCAGGAAGAUGACGGCGGUGGCGGCGGCGCAGCAAGCGCCCGAAUGCAGCAGUGUGAAGGCCGGACAGAAAACCUCCGCCUCCAGCGACAUGACGGCCAGAUGGAAGGUGUCCGAGUUCAGAGAGGCGACAACCAGGCAUAUCGAAUCCGAAUUCGAAAAGGUAGCAACCAGUCAGAAGACUUUCAGACCCAGAAUAAUGACGACCUUACGGAAAGCAUGCAGAUCCAGGCUGGUGGAAGCCAUUCAGAAGACGUGCAAAAGAGCAUUCGGAUUCAAGAAAGUGACAGCCAUUCAGACAGUGCCCGAUUUCAGCAGUAUGACGUACGGACAAAAAACACCCAAUUCCAACAACAUGACGGCCAUACAGAAAGUUUUCAGAAAGGCGACGGCCAGGCUUAUCGAAUCCGACGAAAAGGCAACAACCAGGCAGAAAGCUCCCAAAUCCAAAAGAGUGACGGCCAUGCGCGAAACAUGCAAAUUCAAGCGAAUGUCGACGGCCAUGCCGGAAACGAUCAAACCCGAAAGGGCGAUGUUUUGACAGAAGGUAUUCCAGUUCGAGAAGGUAACUCACAAAUAGAAGGCGGUCAAGUUCUGCAGUGUGAGGGGCAGAUAGUGCAACAGCAUGAUUCUCAGGCAGAAGGCGUCCAAAUCCAUGAACAGGAUGAGGAAACAGAAGAUGCCCAAUCAGUACAGCAAAUUUUGGCUUUGGUGCGUCGGUUUUUUAAAUGCAACGUGUCAAACGUGCCAGAACAGAUGUUUUCAAAACAAGACAGCAGUACGAGAAAAGCUCUCGAGAGCACCUCGCACUCUUCGACUCUUUCCUCUUCGGAUACAGUAUAUCUAAGCGAUGGUUCGGAUGAAAGUGUGAGUGUGGAGGCGGCUCGUACAUCGGAUGAGAUGGAAACAGUGAGCGGAAUUGCCGGAAGGAUCUCAAAUAGGAAUGCUGUAGCGACCGCGGAAGUUGGUCUUCGCCGGAGAGAAGUGCAAAACGCAGAGUGUAAUGAGCCAGUUACAAGUAACGGUCCAGUUGAGCAGGUUUCGGCAAAAUACGAAUCUCUAUUUCGCCAUGGUACUUUGGUGGAACGCCUUCGGCACCUCAAAACUUUGACGGGAUUGGAGUGCAUCUUAAGAAGAAUGUUCAUGAAGUAUUGGAUGACCGACAGGCAGCAGUGUCGUGUUGUUGCUCAUGCAACACAGACAGGAGCUGUUGCAAAAAAUUUUUUGGAUGCAGAUUUGAUCGCAAUGUUGGAAGAAUAUUCACUUGCAACAGCGGAAAAACAGACGAAGGAAUUUUUCGCCCAUUGUCAGCCGGGUUGCUCCUCCGCCUCACCAUCGUUAUCUUCAUCAUCAUCAUCAUCAUUGAUUUUGGAUGAACUGUACAAAAAGCACUGGCCAAAUGCGCCUCCGCAUGCUUUCAAAUACAUCAAGCAAGCUACGGAAGCUGCUCUCCAUGCAUGUUUUGGUUUGACAAUGCCUCCAGAAAUCGCACAGCAGACUGUCACCAUCUCGUCUCGCUCACAGGCCGAUGGUGGUGGCAGCUGCGGAAGUCGACGUGAUCCAGAAACAGAAAUGAUGCAGGCGGUUGCAGAAUGUUUCGCUCAAGUGGUAGAGGAUGUUGUGAGCAACGCUGACAAAGGUAUGAAGAGAAAGCAGCAGCUAGCGGCAGCGCCGAACUUCAGCACCAAUCAGCCAGAAAAAGGAAAAAUGAAACAGAUGAGAUGCCCAGAGGGAAGUGCAGGAGAAAACGUGGAUCGCGAGUGGCAUCGCUCUCUUCGCCUCAGGGAAGCGCGACUACUUAGUGAAAGAUUAGCAGAUUUGCGAAAGCUUGAGGACGAAAAUCGUGAUGGUGCUAUGGAACUAAUGCUGCAGUUGGUCGAAUGUACUGAUCGUGAAUCAUUUGAUGAAUUUGAGGCGCAAUUCCUUGCGGAUUAUAAUCCGUCCGAUGAUUCUGAGAUUCUCGAAGAAAGGCGGCAAAAACUGCUUGCUUCAUUUGCAAAUUCUCAUCCAAUGGAUUACGAUGCAGCUUUUCUGGGCGAUGGUUUUAACCCGAGUCAGUCAAAAGUGACUUCUCCACCACUCUCUGAGGAAAUUAUUUGCAAACAGCCCAAACGUGCACAUUCGAGAACAAAGCGGCAGCGAAAAAGUGAAGCACCAAAAGGCAUAGCUCGACAGCAUACUACUUCAAGUUUUGCAUACGAUGAAAUUCGUCCGAAAACGACUGCCAAGAAAAGGAGGACGGAGUCCGUCGACGACCCGGACAUUGCUGAAUUGGUGAACCUUGAGACGAAGUUGGAACGAAUAAAGAACCAAAUUGGGAAUGACCAGAGCAUGUCACGCUCGCUCUCCACCGUCAGGGAAGCGCGACUACUUAGUGAAAGAUUAGCAGAUUUGCGAAAGCUUGAGGACGAAAAUCGUGAUGGUGCUAUGGAACUAAUGCUGCAGUUGGUCGAAUGUACUGAUCGUGAAUCAUUUGAUGAAUUUGAGGCGCAAUUCCUUGCGGAUUAUAAUCCGUCCGAUGAUUCUGAGAUUCUCGAAGAAAGGCGGCAAAAACUGCUUGCUUCAUUUGCAAAUUCUCAUCCAAUGGAUUACGAUGCAGCUUUUCUGGGCGAUGGUUUUAACCCGAGUCAGUCAAAAGUGACUUCUCCAACACUCUCUGAGGAAAUUAUUUGCAAACAGCCCAAACGUGCACAUUCGAGAACAAAGCGGCAGCGAAAAAGUGAAGCAUCAAAAGGCAUAGCUCGACAGCAUACUGUUAUUCCUUCCGAGAAAAAGCAGCCAACACCAAAGCGGGAUCUGGAGGAUUUGCGACCAGUUCUCACAGCUGCUGAGUUGAGCGCGAAGUUUAUGAAUGAAUUCCAUGGUGGAGCUGCAAAAUAUAGAUGCGAGCAACGAGAAUCUGCAGCGAAUCCUGCGCCGAAAUGCACCGGUCAAACAACUGUAACAAAUUAUGCCGAUGAGGGAACAACAGCAGGGACCGAUAUACCAGUGCAGGGCACAGUUUCUUCAUCAUGCAGUAACCGGAAAGAACGAAGUAAAUCAGUAAGUUCAGAAGAUGAGAUUGUGGUGGUGGAUGAUGACGAUGAUGAUGCAGAAGCAGCUGCACAGUGCGAUUCUGGAAAUCCAGAAGGGGGCAGCGAUGUGCAAAUGGUCGAGAUCGAGGAAAGCGCCGUCGUUUCGGAUUUGUCGGAGGUCGUGUCCAGCAUUCUUGAUGACGACUUGGUGGCAUAUCUUCGAAAACGUGGGCGAAAUAUACGAGAGCGGCUUGCGACGGUACUGCUUCCUACACGAGACAGUGAAUCGUUGCUGAGUAUGACGAUCGGAAAUUUUGUGGACUGUACCACUAAAACAUUCGAUCCAAAGGUGAAAAGUACAAGUUCAAAAUGA
Messenger RNA from Gongylonema pulchrum, 5316 nucleotides. The record is from the annotation of a GenBank genome assembly. NCBI's taxonomy places the organism in Eukaryota, Metazoa, Nematoda, Chromadorea, Rhabditida, Gongylonematidae.